AUCACUUUCUUCUUUGUCUAUUUUUUCGUCUCUGAAAAUUUUUUUGACAAGAAAUGCAGAAAUUUAUCCUUUUUCAUGAAUCGUAAUUCGUGAGGGCGAACAAAUCUCAUUGCAAAAAUCGAAUUCAAAAUUCUAAAUUAUAACCCCUACAAAACGUACGCGCUAAAUGUUGAUUCGUCAAGCGACAAAAUUUACCUUCGCACUAUGUGAAUCGCAUUUAUCAAGGCAAUCGAAUAUAACAACGCAAGGCAUCAAAUUCAAACAACGUUUUAUACACAACAGCAGCAGUAGCAAUAACAUAAGAAGCACAACUUUAAGUAUGGAAGGAACAUGCGUAAACAAAAUCCCAGUCAAGAAACCAAAGGAGUUCGAAAACCUAACCAGGUUAACUAUCGCAAAGUCGCAACAGGACAGUCGAGAUUAUCGUGGUCUUCAAUUAGACAAUGGCAUGAAGGUGUUGCUCAUCAGUGACCCGAAGACGGAUGUCUCUGCUGCAGCUCUAUCCGUGGAAGUUGGUCACAUGUCCGACCCCGAUAACUUACCUGGUUUGGCUCAUUUCUGUGAGCAUAUGCUUUUCCUUGGCACCGAAAAGUAUCCAAAUGAGAAUGGUUAUGCAAUGUAUGUGUCUCAAAAUAGUGGUAGCUGCAAUGCAGCCACAUACUCGCAUAUGACCAAAUAUCAUUUCCAUGUUGCAUCAGACAAACUUGAUGGAGCUUUGGAUCGUUUUGCUCAGUUCUUUAUUUCACCAUUAUUCACUCCUAGUGCUACUGAUCGUGAAAUCAAUGCUGUCAAUUCAGAGUAUGAAAAGAAUCUUUCAAGUGAUAUCUGGAGAGUGAGGCAAGUUAACAAGCAUCUGGCUAAGCCAAAUCAUCCAUAUAGUAAAUUUGGAAGUGGUAAUAAGAAAUCGCUGUGCGAUGUACCCAAAAGUAUGGACAUUGAUGUUCGAGAAGAACUCUUGAAAUUCCACAAGAAAUGGUAUUCGUCUAAUAUAAUGAGUCUUGCUGUUGUUGGAAAAGAGUCGUUGAAUGAAUUGGAAGAUAUGGUUAUUUCAAAAUUCGCUACCAUCGAAAACAAAAAAGUUGAACUGCCAGUUUGGCGAGGAAAUCCCUUUGAUGACAGUCAGUAUGGUAGGAAAUUGCUGGUCACACCAGUCAAGGAUAUAAGAUCGUUGACAAUUAGUUUCACCACAGACGAUCUCAGCGAGCACUACAAGUCUUCGCCUGAUAGUUACUUAAUUCACUUGGUUGGUCAUGAAGCAAAAGGUAGCAUUCUUUAUGAACUCCGUAAACGUGGUUGGUGUAAUGAUUUAAUUGCUGGACACAAUAAUACAGUUCGAGGAUUUGGCUUCCUGGAAAUUGUUGUUGACCUAACACAGGAUGGCAUGGAGCACAUCGAUGAUAUUGUCCAUAUUAUAUUCCAGUACAUUCGAAUGCUACGGGAAGAAGGCCCCCAAAAAUGGAUUUUCGAUGAAUGCUGCGACAUUAAUAAGAUGCACUUUAGGUUCAAGGACAAGGAUUUGCCAGAAAAUCUGGUUACUAAUGUGGUUGCUUCUAUGCAGAUGUAUCCACUAGAAGAAGUUUUGACGGCACCGUACCUUACCAACGAAUGGAAUCCGGAGCUUAUAACUAGCCUCCUCAAUGAAUUGGUACCGGAGAAAUGCCGCAUUAUAAUUGUGAGUCAAAGUUUGGAGCCACAAGCUUUGAAGAGUGAACCUUGGUAUGGCACCAAAUAUGAUACAGUGGAAAUCGAUCCCGAAACAAUCAAACGUUGGAGUAGCUGCGAGCGCAAUGAAAACUUAACUCUGCCUGCCCCAAAUGAUUUCAUUCCAACUGAUUUCAAUCUAAUGCCACUCGACCCGGACAUGGGUAAGAACCCGCUGGUCAUUUUGGACACACCGAUUCUUCGCGUCUGGCACAAACAAGAUGAUGAGUUCCUGACUCCCAAGGUUGCAAUGAAUUUUGACUUCUCCAAUCCAAUGGUUUAUUCCGAUCCACUUAAUUGCAAUCUUAAUCGAAUGUUAGUUGCAUUGCUCAAAGAUCAACUCAACGACUAUCUUUAUGACGCUGAAUUGGCUGGUUUGAAAUUAGAAAUUAUGAAUACUUCAUCGGGAAUAAGUGUAAAUAUUAAAGGUUACAAUCACAAACAGGACGUUUUGCUUGCCAAAGUUUUGGAUCAUCUUUUCGAUUUUAAAAUCGAUGAGAAGCGUUUUAAUAUAUUGAAAGAGGAUUAUAUAAGAUCGUUGAAGAACUUCAAGGCAGAGCAGCCAUUCCAACAUGCUAUUUAUUACCUGGCUCUGAUACUUACUGAGAAUGCAUGGUCUAAAAAUGAAUUGCUUGAUGCAAUGACAUUGGUUACAAAGGAACGUGUUGAAUACUUUGCUAAGGAAUUCUUCUCGAGAUUGCAUACUGAGUGCUUCAUUUAUGGUAAUGCUACCAAACAACGUGCUCUCGAUAUCUCGAGUAUUAUAAAUAAGAAGCUUGAAACGACAAAUUCUAUAAUACUGCCACUGUUAGCGCGACAAAUGUUAAAGAAGCGAGAGUACAAAUUGUGUAAUGGGGAAAGCUAUUUGUUUGAGAACACCAAUGAGUUCCACAAGACUUCUUGUGCAGAGUUAUAUUUGCAAUGCGGUCCACAAAAUGAUCGAUCAAUGGUGUUGGUGGAUCUUGUCUCACAAAUUCUUACAGAACCAUGUUACGAUGUCUUAAGAACAAAGGAACAACUUGGUUAUAUUGUUUUCUGUGGUUCUCGAAAAGUAAACGGUGGAACUGGUCUGCGAAUUUUAGUCCAAUCAACAAGACAUCCAUCGUAUGUUGAGGAUCGCAUUGAAAACUUUAUUGAAGACAUUGUGAAAAAAGUUGAAGAGAUGCCUGCUGAUGAAUUCGAAAACCACAAAGAAGCACUUGCCAACAAGAAAUUAGAGAAAGCCAAGAGUUUUUGGGUGCAGUUUUCGCAACUCUUCAAUGAAAUCACUCUCAGUCAGUAUCAUUUUGAUAGAUCCGAAACUGAAGUGGCUAUCUUACGAAAACUCACAAAGGAAGAAUUAAUGGAAUAUAUGAAAGCUCACAUUAGCCGCGAUGGUCCAGAACGCCAUGUUCUCUCAGUGCACAUCGUUUCGACGCAAUUUGACAAAGAGGCUGACGCUGCAGACUUAACCAAUAUGGAGCGUCAUACUAAAUUAAACGAUUUAUCAGCAUUCAAAUCAAGCAAAGAAUUAUAUCCAGUAGCUAGGCCGUAUUUGGAUAUUAGAUCCAAGGGUGCUAGAAGCAAGUUGUAAAUUAAAUAUAUAGUUUUUUUUUUAAACUGUUUAUGGUUUUUAUGAUCAGUUUUGUUUUGUUUUUCUUUUUUUAACAAAUAAAAUUAAACAAUAAUUAAAGUUGCAUUAUUUAGGAAAAUUUUUAACAGCAUGUAUUAAAUGAAAAGUUUGUAGUACACUUUUUUUGCAUAUAUAACUAAAAUAUCAGUACCUACAAAAUUCAUAGUUUUAUCUUCUUCAUUUUAAAAAACAAAAAUAGAAAUAAAAAAUCAUAAAUAUAGAGAUA
Eupeodes corollae is the source of this 3539-nucleotide messenger RNA. It is a transcript of the gene Ide, whose product is annotated as insulin-degrading enzyme. Gene Ontology annotation, biological process: peptide catabolic process. Gene Ontology annotation, molecular function: metal ion binding; metalloendopeptidase activity. The transcript is spliced from 18 exons. Gene Ontology annotation, cellular component: mitochondrion; cytosol. The record is from RefSeq and is a predicted model, not a curated record. Bases 167 to 3274 code for a protein of 1035 amino acids. NCBI's taxonomy places the organism in Eukaryota, Metazoa, Arthropoda, Insecta, Diptera, Syrphidae.